AUGACUAUGGAAAUGCAAUUCGGUAGCGAAUCUCGUUUCACUGAUCUUUACAAUGAACCUGUAGAUUACCUUUUGUCACCAAUAAAAGGUUAUCAAGAUAAACCACUUGUUUCACUUCCUGAAGCCAUUGAACCAGUUACUGAAUUUUUUAAUGAAAUUGAAGACAAUGUUUUUGUUGCAUUACAUAAUUGUCAAAAUCCAGCUGAUGGAUUAACUCAACAAGAAUCAGCUUCUAUUCAUCUUUAUACAAUGCAAUUUAGUGGCGGACCAAGCUUAUAUUUGUUACUUAAUCGAUCAUUACGUGCUGAGAAUCGUGAAGAAUUGAAGCCUUGGUUCUCAUAUCUGAAAUUAUUUCUUACUGCUCUAUAUAAACUUUCAUCACAAAGUGGAAUAGUAUGGCGCGGUAUUCGAGAUGUUGAUUUAAGUUCAAAAUACAAAAAGGGUACAAAAUUUGCUUGGUGGGGAGUAAAUUCUUGUACUGUUGAUAUUGAAGUACUUGAAUCGCAUCAUUUUUUGGGUAAACAUGGAAAACGUACUCUCUUUUCAAUUGAAUGUAUUAAUGGAAAAUCUGUUACAAAACAUUCAUAUUUCAAAAAUACCGAAAAAGAAGUUAUUCUUAUGCCAGGUUCAUAUUUCGAAGUCAUGGGUCAUUUAAAUCCUGCACCUGACCUUCAUAUUAUUCAAUUAAAAGAAAUGACGCCACCAAUUGCCCUUAUUAAACCACCAUUUUCAAAAUCGAACGAAUUGAACUUUCCUGCGGUCGCGCAUAAAUCAAGUAAAUGUUCUUCAUCGAUGCCAACGAUGAUGACACCAACGAAACCUGUCAACAAUGUUUCAAAUAAAAUGCCAUCAGUGACAUCAAACAGCGCUCGAUGGUCACAGAAUGCAGUGACCGUUGCUGGUGGCCACGGAAAAGGUGGUGCUACCAAUCAACUCUACUGGCCGUACGGCCUCUUCAUUGAUGAUGAUCAAACGGUGGUUAUUGCUGACUAUUACAAUCAUCGUAUCGUCAAAUGGAAGAUAGGUGAUACAAAAGGACAAGUCUUAGUUGGUGAUAAUGGUCAAGGAAAUCGGUUGGAUCAAUUAUAUUGCCCAAGAGAUGUGUUGAUGGACAAAGAGACGGAUAGCCUCAUUAUCUGUGAUAGUUUCAAUCAACGAGUCGUACGAUGGUCUCGUCGUGAUGGCACAAGUCACGGAGAAAUUCUCGUCGACAACGUCGAUUGUUGGGGAUUGGCCAUGGAUGACCAAAGAUAUCUCUACAUCUCUGACACGGAGAAACAUGAAGUAAGACGAUAUCAAAUAGGAGACAAGAAUGGAACUAUUGUAGCUGGUGGCUAUGGCGAAGGUGCUGGUCUCAAUCAACUCAACGGCCCGACCUACAUCUUUGUCGAUCGACAACAGGCUGUCUACGUGUCAGACAAUUACAAUCAUCGUGUGAUGAAGUGGAAUAAAGAUGCAAAAGAAGGAAUUGUCGUUGCUGGAGGUGAAGGAGUUGGAAAGGAUUUGACAAAAUUGUCGUAUCCGAACGGACUGUUCGUCGACAUGUUGGGUACCAUCUAUGUGACAGAUUGCAAUAAUGAUCGAGUGAUGCGUUGGCCUGAAGGAAAGAAACAAGGCACUAUCAUUGUGGGUGGAAAUGGUUAUGGAGAAGGAGCUAAUCAGUUAAAUGGUCCCACGGGUUUGUCGUUCGAUCAACAUGGCAAUCUCUAUAUCACUGAUCGUCUAAAUCAUCGUGUUCAACGUUUUUCAAUCGAAUAA
Molecule: messenger RNA, 1758 nt
Organism: Rotaria sp. Silwood1
Lineage: Eukaryota; Metazoa; Rotifera; Eurotatoria; Philodinida; Philodinidae
Source: the annotation of a GenBank genome assembly